GCAGGUGGAUGCGGGAGCGCUGCCGGGAGCGGCGGGGCGGGGGGAGCGGCCGGCGGCUCCAGCCCCGCCGCGGGGGGCGGCUCCGCCCGGGCACGGGGCGGAGGGAGGGAGAAGUUUCUCCGCGGCUGCGAGAGGCGGCGGGGAGGGAAGGAGCCGGCCCCGCCGUGCUGGGGUAGCCGCCGCUGUCGCCGCCGCUGGAGCAGCCAGGGCUUUGGCCAUGAAGAGGAAACAGAAGAGGUUCCUGCAAAUGACGCUGCUGUUCACCGCGGCGCUGAUUUUCCUGCCCGACAUCGGCCUCUGGUCUCUCUAUAAGGAGAAGCACCUGGUGAAGCCCGCCGAGCCCGCCGAGCCGCAGACGCUUCCACUGGGUCUAGGAGAUGGACACCUGUUUACCUGGACUGAUGGCUUGAAAAGGAAGGACUGGCAUGAUUAUGAAAGCAUUCAGAAAGAUGCUAUGCGCUCAGGGAAGGGUGAACAUGGAAAGCCGUACCCUCUUACAGAGGAAGACCAUGAUGAUUCUGCUUAUAGAGAAAAUGGCUUCAACAUAUUUGUCAGCAACAAUAUAGCACUGGAGAGAUCUCUGCCAGACAUCCGACAUCCUAACUGUAAGCACAAGGUGUACUUGGAAAAGCUACCAAAUACUAGUAUAAUUAUCCCGUUCCAUAACGAAGGCUGGACUUCACUCUUGCGAACAAUACACAGUAUUAUCAACCGCACUCCAGACAGCCUGAUAGCGGAAAUCAUUCUUGUGGAUGACUUCAGUGACAGAGAACAUUUAAAAGAGAAGCUGGAGGAAUACAUGGUCCGUUUUGCCAAAGUGCGGAUUGUACGUACCAAGAAACGAGAAGGGCUUAUUCGGACCAGACUGCUAGGAGCCUCGCUGGCUAGAGGAGAAGUCUUGACAUUUCUGGAUUCCCAUUGUGAAGUCAACGUGAAUUGGCUGCCUCCCUUGCUUAACCAGAUUGCACUAAACCACAAAACCAUCGUGUGUCCUAUGAUCGAUGUCAUUGACCACAAUCACUUUGGCUACGAGGCACAGGCGGGGGAUGCCAUGCGAGGAGCUUUUGACUGGGAAAUGUACUACAAAAGAAUACCAAUUCCUCCAGAGCUCCAGAGAGAUGAUCCCAGCGACCCCUUUGAGUCUCCUGUAAUGGCUGGAGGUUUAUUUGCUGUCAACCGGAAAUGGUUUUGGGAGCUGGGAGGCUAUGAUCCAGGAUUAGAAAUAUGGGGAGGAGAACAGUAUGAAAUAUCCUUUAAGGUAUGGAUGUGCGGAGGUGGCAUGUUUGAUGUUCCAUGCUCUCGAGUUGGGCAUAUCUACAGGAAGUAUGUCCCAUACAAAGUUCCUUCUGGAACCAGCCUAGCCCGGAACCUGAAGCGCGUGGCAGAGACGUGGAUGGAUGAGUUUGCAGAGUACAUUUACCAGCGACGGCCUGAGUAUAGACACCUCUCAACUGGUGAUAUCUCUGCCCAGAAGGAACUUCGCAAGCACCUUAAAUGUAAAGAUUUCAAGUGGUUCAUGGCUGCAGUGGCUUGGGAUGUCCCCAAAUAUUACCCUCCUGUGGAACCUCCACCUGCUGCCUGGGGAGAGAUUCGAAAUGUGGCAGCCAACCUCUGUGUGGACAGUAAACAUGGAGCCACAGGGACUGAGCUGAGGCUAGAUAUCUGCGUGAAGGAUGGCUCAGAACGGACGUGGUCGCAUGAACAGCUCUUCACCUUUGGCUGGAGAGAAGACAUCCGCCCUGGGGAGCCACUUCACACCAGGAAGUUCUGCUUCGAUGCCAUUUCGCACAGUAGCCCAGUCACACUGUAUGACUGUCACGGAAUGAAGGGAAACCAGCACUGGAGCUAUAGGAAGGACAAAACUUUGUUCCAUCCGGUAAGCAGCAGCUGCAUAGAUUGUAACCCAGCCGAGAAGAAGAUUUUCAUGAACAGAUGUGAUCCUUUAUCUGAAACUCAACAGUGGAUUUUUGAACAUAUUAAUAUGACUGUUCUAGAAAAAUUUAACAGCAAGGCCAGUUCCUAGAAAGGAAAAAAAAUGAACAGACCAAAUUACAUACAGACUGCAGACUACAUUUUCGCCAGCAUCUGGGUCGAAGGAAUCAGGAAUUAAAUUUCCUAGAUCUAGGAAGUCUGUUCUGAGGCUUAAGAAAAUGCCACAGCAAGAGGCUGUCUUUGUGGAUGUACAGUAUCUGAAGAACUUGGCCAAGAGCCUCACCGGAUGCUGCUGAGAACUUCAGGCUGAAAAUUUCCUUGCUGGUCAAGGGAAAAAAAAAUUGUUUAAAAACUGUUUAAAAGUACUCCAAGUUAAUAAACUAAAACAAAAUUCUAGAGUUUCUCAGGUCUAAUCCUGCUGUAGUGAGUAGCUCAGAACAGACACUAUAAUUUGGGAUGGGUAUAUGGUGUGCAUGACAGCUACAGCAACCUGAAGAAAUCCCAAGUUUUAGAACUAAACAUGCUGGUAGAAGAAUAACGAUGUCCCAGCACUCCCUAGAGAAGAUAUAUGUUCUGUUGACAUCCUCUUAAUAAAAGGUUGGGUUAAGCAGGUUUAACCCUCAGAACUGCUGCAAUUAAUUUUAAAUACCUCCCUUUUACAUUCCAUUCAUUACCAAAAUAGGAAUGGUAGAAAUCUUAGGGUCUAGAAUUACACUAUAGUGAAGCAUGAAAUAGACUGUAAGGUUUUGCCCUGACAUUUUACCCCCUUCUAGAAAAAAACAUGCAAAGCAAUCAAAUUUCUAUACAUGGUAUACUUAGUAAUUGUGAUUCGAAUUCCAUUGUCACAAAAGGUGAGAUUUUUUUUCAGCAACAAAUAUAAUAGCAGCAGCUGCAGCAUAAUGGAAGGCUUGCAGACUAGCUAUCUUUUGUAAAGGUGAAAUCCUUAUCAAAGUAUAAAUUAAAUUCAAAAUGGGCUGGGGAAAAAAAAAAAGAAAAAAAUCAGGAGAGUAGGAAAUAAUUGCAUACAUAACAUUGGUACACUGCCAUCACGUAAAAGUGUGUUGACUCCCUGCGGUGUAGCUUAAAAGAGCCUGCAGAGACCUGGCAGUGCUCUUGAGGGAUGGUAGAGAGGAAAACUGACAUGAAAUUAGCUGGGUGGUUUCAUAGUUUUUGAAAUCUGUGAGUGAAUGGCAUUGCAGAUCUCAUGAUGGAGGAAACAAGACGUGCAAGUAAGUUCAGUGUUACAAUAUUUUGAUGUUUUUGGCACAGGCACAAUUCAAAUUAAGAGAGACUUCUGUCGAAUUGAUGAUCAUUAUGGCCCAUGGUGUCCCUCGAGCCUAUCAAGCUGUUGGCAUGAGAGGCCUCUAAAAUUUUGGGGGGGGAACUAUGGUUUCUCUCAGCAGAAAAUAGUUAAUAGUGAUGCAUGGAACAUAACUGAUAGGUUUGGGAUUUUUCAAGGUAAGAGCAAGUAUAAAUUUAUAUCAAGUAAGUACGUUGCCUGAUUUUACUUCAAAGAUGAAUUGACAGAUGAAAGCACCAUAAAUGCAGAUAGAUCACAUCCUCUAAGAGGUAGCUGUAACAGCGCUUUCAGGUUCCAAAAAUAUCAUAUGUAAUUAAGUUGCUUAUUCUGAUUGCUGGAGAGGUGGCUGACUAACCAAAAUAGUCAUGUGCAAUCUACCCUGUUUUGAAUAAGUAGAGCGACUGUGUUUUGUUUAUUGCUCUUUAAACUGUGUUAUUGCACAAAGAGCAUUGAUUGCAUCCAGAGGAUGAUUCCAGUACCAAUAACUAUGUGCUAUUUUAUGAGGGCACCUUGUAGUUGUAGAUUAAGACCCAAAACUGUAGCUCAUAGGAACUUUUUGGGGAGGGGAGUGAGAUCCUGUAGCAUUCAGGAUGCGUGCACUUGGAAAAUAGGGAAAUGCAUCCAUACUUUCAGCAACUGCUGUAAGUUAGUGAUCUUUCAAAUAAUCUGAAAGUAAUAUGUCUAUAGAGUUAGACUUCUCAUUUUAUGAUUUUAAAAUAAGUGAGUUUGUUUAGCUAUCGUUUAAAUUUAAUUUGAAGAUACGGUGCACUGAGGAAUGGAAGAAGUAAGGCUGGUGUAUGAGGGUACUUCAGGUAUUUUUAGCUAUCAGUACAUAGAACCAGACUAGGCACUGCAGACUGUCAGCCUUCUCAGGUGCAGUGUUUGUAGCAUAAUUUAUUUGCAGCUUGAACAUGAGGGAAGAAGAUUUCCUAAACGAAGAAAAUGGAAAACGGCUGUCUAAAAUGUAAAUGCAGCCCUCAAGCUGCUGAUUGUAACUGGCCCCAAACUGUCAAAGUCCUGGAACCAACACUGUAUGCCCAAAAUAGAGGCAAAGGAGAACUGCUAAAGUAGCUAAGCAAUUUGUGUUAUGGACAGAUUGGUAGGGUUAUACCAUUCGGUGUCUGACUGCAUCUCAGUGGUCUGAUUUUGAAAUGUCUGUGGGAACUAGGCUGCUGCCGAGGCAAAGAACUUUUAUGCCUUUUAGAUCCCUCGUUGAGUAAUACUGCACAGCAUCUUGCAUUGCUAAAGAAAACCUUCCCUUUACUCACAGCUGAGCACUAAUUGUAAGAGCUAGCAGUCCUUUCCAGAAAAGAAUCCACGUAACUAAUAUUCAGAUGUUCUAGUGGGGAAAAAUAUGAUCUACAUAAUGUUUUCAGAUUUUGUAGGCAAAAUAUAAGAGAAAUAUAUUGGAGUUCAUUGUGGGUCAAUAGUAAGAAAGCACUGAUCACUCUGGAAAUAUAAAGGUUAAAUGAAGGUCUAUAUCUUGAGAAAAUUUUAAUAAGAACUUGCCACAGUGCAGCAUAGAAACAAACACAUGGUAUAUAUGUGUAUGUGUAUAUAUAUACACAUUUGUAUAUGUGACCAGUGGAAAGAGGUAGAUGGAGGAUAGAGGUUUGUUUUAACUUCAUGGAUUGAUUUUUCAAAUAUAUUAAGUAUAACAUGAACUGCACAGAAAAAAAAUUGUAGGACACACUAGACUAAUGGUGAAGACCAUUAUCUCACUGUUUUCAGCUUAAGCAAAUUUCUCUUUUUUAAAAAAAAAAGCUGUCACCACAGUCAACUGUAGUCCUCCCACUAUGGGUGUAAGGUGGUCCUAGCGACAACAUGCUUCAGAGCUGUACUCCUGUAAUGUUUGAGAUGAUAGAUUCACAAAAUAGUUGUGGCUUGCUAAGCACAUGACUCCUUCAACAGAACGCAUUAUUAAUAAUAAAUGAUCAUCUCUACCUCCAAAUUAAAUUCUGUCUUAGGUGUUCUGCAAAGCUUUCCACUGAUAACAGUAUUUCAUGACUAAUUUAACAUUCAGAAUUUCUUCAAGUAUUCUUACAACUAUAUCUUUUCCACCCAACAAACAUCGGAACAACUUGAUAGGAUGGACAGAUAUGUUGUCCUCUCAUAUUUCACCGGGAACAGUUAGUUUUAAUAUGCAUUUCUCAAAAAGGCUGUGAAGUUUCUUCACAGCAGUUUUUUUAAACUACUAGAUAGUUCUGAAUAUAUUUUUAAUCUAGUGCACAGGUAGCACUAACUGACCUGGGCUCAUCAUUUUAGUGGAGCUAUACUAAUUCGCCCCAACUGAUGGCUUGCUUCAGGUUUUUUCAAUUAAUUAUUUUAUGGCUGAGAGGGCUUUAAUCAACGUGCCUGAAGAGAAGAUCUUUGCAUCUUAACAGCUCAUCAGCAUUUAUCCUAAACAUUUUCCAUUUAAAGUUAUAUCUGACUCUUUUUUUUGUGGCCAGCAAACUACUACCACAGGAGAGAGCAACUGCAAAAGCUGGAAUAAACACCAAGUGCAACUAAAAUGCUAAAAUCAUAUGUGUUUCCCUGACUAUAUUCCAAAAUCUAAACUAAACAGAAGCCUUGGGGGAGAAGGUUUAAAGGAGAGAGGAGCUGGGAAUCAAAGCAUUUCACGUGUCGGAGAGCAGCCUUGUUGCAAAGCCAUGACAAGACUUCACUUUUCAUUGGGCAGUUGUAUUUCAGAAAAAUGAAAUUGAUUUAGAAAUAAUGUUUCUGCAACAUUAUGGAUAUUUUAAUGAUAUAAUGCAUACUUUCUGGGUGUUACCAGUUUACAAAUAAAUGGUCUGUAGCCGCUGAACUACUUCAUCCUCGUCAUAAAGAUAGACUAAUCUUAAAAGGAACUUGACAAGCAAUUAACAGCCUUUGACUGCUGGCAGUUUACCAGGCAUCAAUGCCUCCAUGACCUUAGUGAAAUCAGAUGCCACAGAUGAUCUUAGAAGAAAUGUAUAUAAAUAACCUAACCAAAUUGAUUUGAGGCAUUGCACUUCUAUAAGAUGUCAACUUGGUUUAAAAAAAAAACAAUAAUCGUAGUGACAACUUAUUUGCAUUUUUACUCAUACAGAAAAGGGGCAGGAAUGUAAGUACUUACUGAAAAACUACCCAGACAGAUUGAGGACGGAACACUUUAGGAAGGCCGUAUUGGGAGGCAUUAGGCGUGGCUGCUAGUGAUGUAUCCGUUUGCUGUUUAAAGAGCAUCAAUCUUCAAUGCUGUUAGCCCGGUGUUUUUCAAGAGAACACGAGAUGUACAUUAAAAAAAAGACUAUGAUAAUGUUUUUUAAUCCAUCAAAGUUGUUAGGGAAACCAUUUCAAAACCCUUGAAAAGAAAAAGCUGAUCGUUAGUGGGGGUUAUAGCUGGUAUUAAUUGUAUAAAGUUCAUGAAUUUAUUUGUUUAACUAAAUUCCUUCCAUUUCUGGUCCAUAUAUCCUCUGCUUUUAUGUAAGAUUUUGAGGAUCUUGCCCUGUCUGAAAGUUUUGAAAGACCUUUAAAAAACUCUGAGGAAUAAGCCAAAAGAUAAGAAAAUCAAACCAACGAACAAACAAAAGAAUACUUGGCUAUUAUGCCUAGUAUACUAAGAGAUUUUUCUAAACUUCUUGUUCUAAAAUAGUAUCCAUUCACUAGAAAAUUUUAGAUUAUAAGGAACCUGGUUCAGUAAAUCUUUAGUGUAUAGUGGGUUUUUUACUCUUAUGAAAAUCAAAUUUUAGGGAAUCUGUAUAGUUAUUUGCUAACAGGGUUUUGGUUUUUUAUGUAAUACAUCAAUCUGUCUUGACGUCUCCUGUAAUUUCGUAUUUCCUUGUUAUAAUUCUGAACACACUGGGCUGAAAAAAAAAAUCUAAACAAAGACAUUAAAAAAAAUCCCUCUAAAAACUAUCUAAGAAAACUGUUUAAAAACAAGCAAACAGUGAGAAAGCUUAUCAAGAGAUGAUGAGAAAAAUGUAUCACAUUUCCUGAAAGCUUCAGCAGCAUUCAGAAAAUACAUUUGCUGUGUGCAGUGACUUUCUAUUCUUUCAGUGUCUCAUUAAUAUCAGUGGUACUGCCCUGAAGGGGGAUUUCUGAAAAUGAUCUCCCAUCAUUUGACACAGGAGAUGGAAAGCAUGGUGCCAGAUAAAAAAGACAAAUCACUUUCUAGGAACAGUUCCUAAAAAAAUUGUAUUCAUACAAAUUGUUUUCAAUCUUUGCAGACUGGUACACCCUAAGAUUCUUAGCUAUUUAUAAAGUUCCCAUUAUCUUAGUAUUUUUGUAUUUAUUAACAGGAUCUGGUAGUGUGUCAGGUUCUUCAAGAACCUUUAUUUAUUAGAAUUUGUGAUUGCCUAAAGGUGGUGUGUCCACAGCACCGUCAAGCAGGUUAAUUACACACAAACAGAAAGCUCCUUUUGUGUGGCUGUUGUGGUAGACGCCCAGAUCCAGUGAAUGUAUGAAUUGGAAGGAGCCAUGUAAAGUGGGCUAGUAGGAAAGCCUGAACUCAGCAGAAGAUGCAGAAAAAGUCACAAGGGCUCAUUUUUGAGAAGCAGCAAACAGGGCAUUGAGAUAAUUAUCAAAAACAGUGUAAGAGAUGUGAGAAAAGCUGCAGUGAGGAAGUAUGGUAAGUGGUACUAUCUAAAAGACAUUAAGACAUAGGAAAGGAAAACUUGGUACUUGUUAACCUUAGCCCUCAUUAGCCUUGUCAGUGUCCUUAACACUUUGUCAAAGUAUUAGUUGAUUUAAUUAAGUUAAUCCUUCACCUCUCCCAGGCAAAUGACUCAAGCUGGAAGGAAUCACAGGCCCAAACAAAUUUUUGUUAAUCAGCUUGGAGCAUCUGAUUGACGCAAAACACCACUAGACACAAAAAAAUUGGUCAAAAACCCCAAUUGCUGCCAGAACUAAAGCAAUGUUAUCAGACUGAAAGUUCUGUAGGCCCCUAGCAGCUCUCUGUGGAAAAAAAAAAAAAAGCUUAAUUUUCCUAAAGGAGUGAUUGAUGGGAAUGAUCCAAGAUUAAGAAGAUCAGGAGUCAUGAGCUUGCACAGAGGUGAAAGGCCAAAUGGUGAGAUUAGGAGAUGACAGUUUAAUUGAGAAAGGAAGGAGGAAAUAGGUGGUAAAAAGAAAGAGACAGGAAUCGGGUUUAUUUCUGGGUAUGAAGGAAGCAUGACCUACAAGGUUCAGCCACUGAUAAUUUUGGAUAGCUCUUCAUACCAGGGUUUGUGUGUUUAUUUCCAUCACAAAUAUUCAGGAACUGAGAAGCAAUCAGUUUCACUGCCUCCUGCAAAGGAUUUACAUUUUAGAGUAAGGAGAGUAAAGCUUUGCUGGAACCAAGCCAGCGAUGAGUUUUCCACAUUCCUGAGGAUACCUUAAGGACAGCAUGUAGAAGCAGAACAUUACGGUUGCUGUUUUACCUCAGAUUCGUAUUUUGCUGCAUCUUCGCUUUCUUUGAAAAAG
This is a messenger RNA of Cuculus canorus (common cuckoo), 8650 nucleotides long. It is a transcript of the gene GALNTL6, whose product is annotated as polypeptide N-acetylgalactosaminyltransferase like 6. The transcript has 12 exons. Lineage: Eukaryota; Metazoa; Chordata; Aves; Cuculiformes; Cuculidae. The coding region runs from base 218 to 2023 and encodes 601 amino acids. Gene Ontology annotation, cellular component: Golgi apparatus. The record is from RefSeq and is a predicted model, not a curated record.